AUGGCGGCCGCCAAACUCCACCCGCUCAAACCCGCCACCUGGGCGCUGCAGCAGCACGUCUCCAAGUUCGGGCCCUCCUCACGAUGGAGUAACAAGGACAUGGACCCCGUGCCCCCGGAGGAACGAACCUGGUCUACCUGGGACUACUGCGCGUACUGGAUAUCGGACGCCACCAACGCCGCAGUGUGGCAGCUCGCGAGCAGCAUGCUAGCGGUCGGUUUGUCGUGGAGGCAGGCGCUGCCUGCGAUUGCGCUGGGGAGCUCGAUCAUUGCGGUCGUCAUGGUCCUCAACGGAACGAUUGGUGCACGACUGCAUAUCGCCUUCCCCAUCCUCAAUCGUUCGUCCUUCGGGUUCUGGCUCAGCUACUUCAGCGUGGUUAGCAGGGUGGUGCUCGCGAUGUUCUGGUUCGGUGUCCAGACAUACACUGGCUCAGAGUGCGUAUACCAAAUGCUCAAAGCUAUCUGGCCUUCUGUCGCCCGAAUCCCCAAUCGCCUGCCCGAGUCCGCGCACAUCACCACCGUCGGCAUGAUGUGCUACUUCCUCUACUGGCUUAUCCAAUUCCCCCUCAUGUUCAUCUCGCCGCAAAACAUCCGUUACUUCUUCACCAUCAAAGGCAUAAUCGUCCCCUUCGCCUGGUUGGCCAUGCUUAUCUGGGCCUUCGUCAAGGUGCCUGCAAGUAGGAGCCUCGAGCCCCAGCACUCGAGCUUGAAUGGGAGUGACCUCAGCUGGGCCUGGUUGAGCGCCCUAAAUAGUUCGCUAGGGAUCUACGCGACACUUUCGGUCAACAUUCCUGAUUUUACUCGUUAUGCGAAGAAUGAGCGAGCACAAAUGAUCCAGAUCGCCAUCAUCCCCGUCGCAUUUACCUUAAUCUCCUUUGUCGGCAUGUCCGUAACCGCCGCCGGCGAAGUCCUCUACGGCGAGGUCCUCUGGGACCCGCUACACCUCAUCGACCGGUGGGACAACCGCGCCGCGGCCUUCUUCGCCUCCUUCUCCUUCAUCCUCGCCACCCUCGGCACCAACAUCUCCGCAAACAGCCUCUCCGCCGCCAACGAUAUGAUGGUCCUCCUGCCCGAGUAUAUCAACAUCCGCCGUGGGCAGGUCAUCUGUGCGAUUAUUGGCGGGUGGGUUCUGUGCCCCUGGGAGAUAUUGGCGUCUGCCCCGGGGUUCUUGUCGUUCAUGUCGGGGUAUACGGUAUUCUUGGGCCCAUUUGCGGGGAUAAUGGUGGCUGAUUAUUGGAUCAUCCACCGGUGCAAAGUCGACGUGCCCGCCAUGUACGAUCCGCACGGCAGAUACAGGUACUGGAACGGCAUCAACUGGCGUGCACUCGUCGCACUCAUCGUCUCAAUAGCCCCGACCCUCCCCGGGCUGAUCAACAACAUCAACACCUCGAUCCCCGUGGGCAACGCACGGUUCCUCUUCAACGUCGCUUGGCUCUUCGGGUUCUUUACGGCCUUGGGCGUGUACACCCUCUUCUCCUUGGCCUUCCCGGCUUUGGAGACGUUUGUGGAGCACGUUAUACUUGCGGAGGACUUCCUCGCGGCGCUCGCGGUGGAGAAGGAAAAGGAAGAUAUGUCCUCUACGCGGAGUCAACAUGAUGUAGACGUGAAAUUCAGGGAGAAGGAGAAGGGAGAGGUGAUGUCGACGACGGAGAGCGCGUAG
Molecule: messenger RNA, 1659 nt
Organism: Cyclocybe aegerita
Lineage: Eukaryota; Fungi; Basidiomycota; Agaricomycetes; Agaricales; Hemipholiotaceae
Source: the annotation of a GenBank genome assembly